Molecule: messenger RNA, 873 nt
Organism: Scomber japonicus (chub mackerel)
Lineage: Eukaryota; Metazoa; Chordata; Actinopteri; Scombriformes; Scombridae
Gene: mrpl34
Product: mitochondrial ribosomal protein L34
Exons: 2
Coding region: 64-438 (124 amino acids)
Biological process (GO): translation
Cellular component (GO): mitochondrial large ribosomal subunit; ribosome
Molecular function (GO): structural constituent of ribosome
Source: RefSeq, a predicted model, not a curated record
UGUUGGGUGGCUAGCAGACUUGUGACAUUCACUUCUCCAUGUCAACUGUAUAAAUAUCUCAAGAUGAAUACUAUACUAUCGUCUAUUUCCCGACUGCGUGGGCUAACUCACAUUAGCAGCAUUCCUGCAGGGAACCUUGCAUUAACUGCCAGCACUCACCUUAGAUUAUUCAGCAACUGGAUUGUACCCAGAGCAGCUGCAGGACCUCAGAUUUCCAGAUGUGGGCCAAUCUCUUCACAGGCUGAGGGUUCAGGAGUGUUCCAGCAACUUCCGUGGCAAUACCAGCAAGUACGAACGCGGAAAAGAGGUACUGAGUAUCAGCCCAAGAAUAUCAAACGCAAGAGGACCCACGGUUGGAUCAAGAGACUGAGCUCAAGAGGCGGCAUUGAGGUGAUUCUACGGCGUAUGUUGAAGGGACGGAAGUCACUCUCACAUUGAUGGUCCUGGUUGGAAAGCAGGACUUUGUGGUUGACCUGUAAGACUUUCAAGAAACAGACAUUGGAAUGCACGUGGUGCUUGCCAAGCCACCAAGAACUUAUGUAUUGGGUUAAUCAGUGAUACUGGGUGUGGGUCAGGUUUGGCAUUCCCACCUAAUUGAUCAUGAAUGGAAACUGACCUCUUACAAGGUGCUACUGCCUUGAAUGAAAAUAGGCCUGGUGGUUUCACCCAGUUAUUUUUGCUUGAAUGAAGUUCACCAAAUGAUACUCAAUAUAUCCACAAGGCUCAUUAAAUGUUAACCUAUUAAUACAUUUGUGCUUGUGUAAAAUAAUUUGGCUAAAAGACAAUGUGUCUUUAAUAAAAUCAUUGUUUUAUUAUUGUGGUGUAAUCAAAGCACUGAGUUCUGUGUGACCUGGAAAUAAAAAGCACCCUAUC